Molecule: messenger RNA, 1578 nt
Organism: Penicillium longicatenatum
Lineage: Eukaryota; Fungi; Ascomycota; Eurotiomycetes; Eurotiales; Aspergillaceae
Product: alpha-amylase
Exons: 7
Coding region: 1-1578 (525 amino acids)
Biological process (GO): carbohydrate metabolic process
Molecular function (GO): hydrolase activity, hydrolyzing O-glycosyl compounds; calcium ion binding
Source: RefSeq, a predicted model, not a curated record
AUGAUUUCCUUCCUCUCCUGGUGUACCGGGUCCCACCGAAAAUCAAAUACAGGAAAACAAGCACAUGUCGAUCUUCCACGUGCAUGGGAAGCCCCAGAAAAUGCACUAAUUUUUCAAGCAUUCGAAUGGCAUGUACCUGCCGAUCAAUGCCAUUGGAAUCGCUUGCGAUGUGCGCUUCCAGACCUCAAAAGCCUCGGGGUUAAUCAAAUAUGGGUUCCGCCCGGAUGCAAAGGGAUGGAUCCCGCCGGCAAUGGGUAUGACAUUUAUGACCUUUUCGAUCUUGGGGAGUUUGAUCAGAAGGGAGCUAUCUCCACAAAAUGGGGUAGUAAGAAGGAACUAGUGGAGUUCACGCGUGAGGCGCGUGAACUAGGAAUUGGGAUUAUUUGGGAUGCUGUUCUUAAUCAUAAGGCUGGUGCGGACUUUCCGGAGCAGUUCGAGGCGGUUCAAGUACAUCCGAAAGAGAGGAAUGUUGAGGUAUCUGAGCCAUUGAAAAUAGAUGGCUGGGUAGGCUUUGACUUUGCUGGUCGUGGUGAAUCUUACAGUUCCAUGAAAUACCGCUGGCAACAUUUCAGUGGCGUUGACUGGGACGAUAGGAGCAAACAGCAGGCCAUCUACAAGAUUUCAGCGCCUGGGAAGGGAUGGGCGUCAGACGUUUCGACGGAACUUGGGAAUUAUGACUACCUGAUGUUUGCUAAUCUGGAUCAUUCUCACCCCGAAGUCCGGCAAGAUCUCCUCAACUGGGGAACAUGGAUUACCGAUGAACUAUCCCUCAGUGGAAUGAGGCUGGACGCCGCAAAGCAUAUCUCCGCUGGAUUUCAAAAAGAGUUUGUGGCUCACGUUCAACAGACGGCCAACCCAGAAUUUUUCGUUAUUGGCGAGUAUUGGACUGGAAACCUUUCAGAGCUCCUUGAUUAUCUCAAUAAGCUGGGGCACACAGUUGCAGCUUACGAUGUGCCUCUUCUUGAUAAAUUCUCAAGAUUAUCCCAUCAGCGGGCUGCUGACCUCCGUGGUAUCUUUGAAAAUACGCUGGUGCAAUGCAGGCCAGAUCAUGCCGUGACGAUCGUGUCAAACCACGAUACGACCCCAGUCGCCGCAGAAUUCAAACUCAUAUCAUAUGCACUAAUCCUACUCCGAAAAGGGGGCUUCCCUUGCUUAUUCUAUGGUGAUGUAUACGGGAUCCGAGCCAACGUGACAGCUCCGAUGACACCCGCCUGCAACGGAAAACUGCCCAUGCUCGUCAAAGCACGAAAGCUCUAUGCGACUGGAGAACAGAAAGACUACUUCGACCAACCAAACUGCAUUGGAUUCGUCCGUACUGGUGUUCCCGGAGGUUCUUCCGGGCUUGCCUGUAUCAUCAGUAAUGCAGGACCUAGCCGUAAGCGGAUGUUUAUUGGGCGAAAUAAUACGGGACAGACGUGGAUUGAUGUAUUAGGGAACCAUUCUGCGUCUGUUGUCAUUGAUUGGUGGGGUUAUGGUGCUUUCCCCGUCGGCGCAAUGAGCGUUAGCGUCUGGGUCGACUCUGCUGCGGUCGAUCGAGAGAAUUUCCUAAAAGAGUAUAACGUGAAGAUUUACGAGUAA